Messenger RNA from Varanus komodoensis (Komodo dragon), 1776 nucleotides. It is a transcript of the gene GAD1, whose product is annotated as glutamate decarboxylase 1. The record is from RefSeq and is a predicted model, not a curated record. Gene Ontology annotation, biological process: GABA biosynthetic process. Gene Ontology annotation, cellular component: cytoplasm; presynaptic active zone. NCBI's taxonomy places the organism in Eukaryota, Metazoa, Chordata, Lepidosauria, Squamata, Varanidae. Gene Ontology annotation, molecular function: glutamate decarboxylase activity; pyridoxal phosphate binding. Bases 1 to 1776 code for a protein of 591 amino acids. The transcript has 16 exons.
AUGGCCACCUCGGAGCCGUCCUCGUCUACUCCUGCUCAGGAUCCCAAUCCGACGAAUUUGCGACCCACAACCUAUGACACCUGGUGCGGUGUGGCUCACGGCUGCACGAAGAAAAUCGGACUCAAGAUAUGCGGCUUCUUGCAACGGAACCACAGCCUGGAGGAGCGGAGCCGGCUGGUGAGCGCGCUCAAGGAGCGGCAGUCGUCCAAGAACCUGCUGGCCUGCGAGAACAGCGAGAAGGAAGCCGCCCGCUUCCGGCGGACCGAGACCGACUUCUCCAACCUCUACGCCCGCGAUUUGUUGCCAGCUAAGAAUGGCGAGGAACAGACAGUGCAGUUCCUUCUGGAGGUGGUGGACAUUCUCCUGACCUACGUGAGGAAGACCUUUGACAGAUCCACCAAGGUGCUGGACUUUCACCAUCCACACCAGCUUCUGGAAGGCAUGGAAGGCUUCAACCUUGAGCUCUCCGACAACCCAGAAUCACUCGAGCAGAUCUUGGUGGACUGCAGGGACACGCUGAAAUAUGGAGUAAGGACAGGUCAUCCUCGUUUUUUCAACCAACUUUCUACAGGGCUUGAUAUCAUUGGCUUGGCUGGGGAAUGGCUGACAUCUACUGCUAAUACGAACAUGUUUACAUAUGAAAUUGCACCUGUGUUUGUCCUCAUGGAGCAAAUAACACUUCGAAAAAUGAGAGAGAUUAUUGGAUGGUCAAACCAAGAUGGAGAUGGAAUAUUCUCACCUGGUGGUGCUAUAUCCAAUAUGUAUAGCAUCAUGGCUGCCCGCUACAAAUAUUUCCCAGAAGUCAAAACCAAAGGCAUGGCUGCUGUGCCUAAGCUGGUCCUCUUUACCUCAGAACAUAGUCACUAUUCAAUAAAGAAAGCCGGAGCUGCGCUUGGUUUUGGAACCGAGAAUGUGAUUUUAAUAAAGUGUAAUGCAAGGGGCAAAAUAAUACCAAGUGAUUUGGAAGCUAAAAUUCUGGAAGCCAAACAAAAGGGAUAUAUCCCCCUUUACGUGAAUGCAACUGCUGGCACCACAGUUUAUGGAGCUUUUGAUCCUAUUCAGGAGAUGGCAGACAUCUGUGAAAAACAUAACCUUUGGCUCCACGUGGAUGCUGCCUGGGGAGGUGGAUUGCUAAUGUCCAGAAAGCAUCGUCAUAAGCUGAAUGGAAUAGAAAGAGCCAAUUCUGUCACAUGGAAUCCACACAAGAUGAUGGGCGUUUUGUUACAGUGUUCUGCCAUUCUUCUUCGGGAAAAGGGCAUACUUCAAGGCUGCAACCAGAUGUGUGCAGGCUACCUGUUCCAACAGGACAAGCAGUACGAUAUCAGCUAUGAUACUGGGGAUAAAGCCAUACAGUGUGGCCGCCACGUGGACAUAUUCAAAUUCUGGUUGAUGUGGAAAGCAAAGGGCACAGUGGGAUUUGAAAGUCAGAUCAACAAAUGUCUUGAAUUAUCAGAAUACCUGUAUAACAAAAUUAAAAACAGAGAGGAGUUUGAGAUGGUUUUUGAAGGAGAGCCUGAACACACAAAUGUUUGUUUCUGGUAUAUUCCACCAAGUCUCAGAGGGAUGCUGGACUCCCAGGAGAGAAGAGAAAAACUACAUAGGGUGGCACCCAAAAUCAAGGCCCUGAUGAUGGAGUCAGGAACUACAAUGGUUGGAUAUCAGCCCCAGGGAGAUAAAGUUAACUUCUUCCGAAUGGUCAUUUCAAAUCCGGCGGCUACUAAAUCUGAUAUUGACUUCCUCAUUGAAGAAAUAGAAAGACUGGGGCAAGAUCUGUAA